AAAUAGCAUAUGUGAAUGUAUUAUGAGAAACAGUUUAGCUGCAACCUACAACGUAGAAUCAUAUACAGUUUUAUUAAAAGUAGAUUAUUUCUACUGUUGAUCAUAAUGGCUGAAAUUCCGACAGUCAUGUUCUCCAAUGGAUAUAAAAUGCCGAUGUUGGGUCUUGGAACUUAUAAAUCCCAAAAUAGAGAGGCAGCAAGAGCUAUUAAAGAAGCAAUAGAUCUUGGAUAUCGACAUAUUGAUACGGCUGCUUUUUAUGCCAAUGAACAAGAGAUCGGGGAAGCUAUUCGUGAAAAAAUCGACGAUGGUACUGUAACCAGAGAAGAGCUAUUUAUUACUACAAAGCUGUGGAAUACAUAUCACAAAGAAGAGCUUGUUGUUCCGGAAUGCAAAAAAUCAUUGGCCAAACUUGGUUUAGAUUAUAUAGAUCUCUAUUUAGUUCAUUGGCCAUUUGCUUUCAAGGAAGGAGAUGAUUUACUACCUACUGAUAAAAAUGGAAAAUUUAUUGAAUCAGAUGUCGAUUAUUUGGAAACAUGGAGAGGAAUGGAAGAAUGCGUUCGCCAAGGAUUAACUCGCAGCAUUGGGAUCAGUAAUUUUAAUUCUGAACAGAUAACCCGUCUACUUGAAUCAGCUAUAAUUCCGCCGGUUAAUAAUCAGAUUGAAAUUAAUAUAAACGUAAAUCAAGAGAAAUUAGUAGAGUUUUGCAAGAAACACAAUAUUACGGUAACUGGUUAUUCUCCUUUGGGACAACCCGGAAAUUCAUCAGGUAUUGGAAACAAAUUAGAUAGUCCUGUGGUGGUGAACAUUGCAAAAAAAUACAAUAAGACUCCGGCACAAGUAGCGCUUCGAUAUGUGUUUCAACACGGAGUUGCACCGAUACCGAAAUCUGUAACUAAAAGUCGAAUUAAAGAUAAUAUGGUUUUUGAUUUUACACUGACAUCCGACGAAAUGAAUGCUAUCCGAAAACUCGGCACUGGAGACAGAGUAGCAGGCUUUGCUAUAGUUAAGCAUUUCAAGUAUUAUCCUUUCAACAUUCCAUUUUAAACCAAUAU
Messenger RNA from Nylanderia fulva, 1052 nucleotides. Its product is annotated as aldo-keto reductase 1B. The record is from RefSeq and is a predicted model, not a curated record. Gene Ontology annotation, molecular function: oxidoreductase activity. Lineage: Eukaryota; Metazoa; Arthropoda; Insecta; Hymenoptera; Formicidae.